UUGGUCGCAGCUGAGAGUCUCAUUCUGGACUGGAGCACAUGGGGGAAGAAGCCUGGAAUGGGGUCGUCCUCUCCGGAGAGUGUCAUCCUCAUCCCUCUGCAUCAUCGGCCUGACCUCACAGCGUCCUGCGCGGAGCUUCUGAACCAGACGUGGCGGAGAAGUCUGGGCGCUCGGCUCCACUCGCUGGAACGUUCCUCGGAGGACUUCCCCGUGUGCCUAGUGCUCAUCGGGGCCCGGGAGGGGGGGCCCGUCCUGGGUCACGCCCGCCUCUGCAGGGUCAUAGGCGUCCCAGACGGCCUCUUUGUGGAGUCGGUGGUGGUCAGCGCCGACCUCCGGGGAAUGGGCUACGGCCGGAGGCUGAUGGAGGCCACGGAGCGCUAUGCCAGAGGGCGGGGCUUCCGGAACCUCUACCUGACCACCCAUGACAAGCAGGACUUCUACCACCACCUGGGGUACCACCUGACCGAGCCCGUCCAGAGCAUAGGAGCGCUGGGGUCACUGCUCCCCCCCGGAAUGUUCCAGAAGAUGAAUCCUACCGCAUACCAC
Molecule: messenger RNA, 546 nt
Organism: Nanorana parkeri
Lineage: Eukaryota; Metazoa; Chordata; Amphibia; Anura; Dicroglossidae
Gene: NAA80
Product: N-acetyltransferase 6
Exons: 2
Biological process (GO): protein acetylation
Cellular component (GO): cytoplasm
Molecular function (GO): N-acetyltransferase activity; acetyl-CoA binding
Source: RefSeq, a predicted model, not a curated record